Rhagoletis pomonella (apple maggot) is the source of this 4992-nucleotide messenger RNA. It is a transcript of the gene Nna1, whose product is annotated as cytosolic carboxypeptidase Nna1. Gene Ontology annotation, biological process: proteolysis. Gene Ontology annotation, molecular function: zinc ion binding; metallocarboxypeptidase activity. NCBI's taxonomy places the organism in Eukaryota, Metazoa, Arthropoda, Insecta, Diptera, Tephritidae. Bases 1 to 4857 code for a protein of 1618 amino acids. The transcript has 18 exons. The record is from RefSeq and is a predicted model, not a curated record.
AUGGAGUUGAGUCAAAGCUUUCUAGGAAACUUUCUCUCCAAAGGCCUGAAAACCAAUCAAUUGGAGGUGAACACUGAUGAAAAAACUUUACGACCAAUUGCCCGUCUAAAAGAACCGCGUGAUCUCUUCGCCCUGCCAAAAGACAAGGAUCAUGAUUGCUCACAGCAGGCCCCCAGAUGGCCAGUUGAAUGUCAGGUCAUCGAGGAGCGCGUUGCCCAUAUACCCUAUGUACCAACACUGCCGGAAGCCUACAAUCAACCGACUGGGCACGAAUUAAAGCCACGUCCGGUGGGCGAAGAAAACGGCAUCGUGGUCUACAAUUACAAUCCCGUUAGCGCUGUCAAUUAUACAUCGAAGAAGAAGUCUAGAGCGCAAAAUUCAUCUAGCGAUUCGGAUAUAUCUUCUUCGGAGUCACGUGGUUCGUCGCCCGACCGCAGCACGCCCGAUCGUCGUAAGUCAAAACUGAAGAAUUCGUUCACAAAAAUGCUGGCCACCAUUGAACGACGUUCCUCCAGCAAUUCAAACGACGAAUACGACGAGGAUGACGACAACGACAAUGACGAUGCGGACAACGACGACGAUGAGGUGACUGAAGUAAAACCGACCGGAGAAGUAUUGAACAGAGUAGUUGAAGAAGAAGCUAAAGACGACAUCGAUGAUAUUUGGGCGAACAAAUCACCCGAGUUCCAGCCAGCGACGCCUACAUACAUCAAAAGUCAAUUUGGCAAAGACUUAACUGCCAUUAAAGGGAAACCUUCUGUGCCAAACACUGACAAUCUUCCCACACGACCUAUUGCACCGGUAAAAAUAACCGAACGCAAAUCUGAUGUAACUAGCACCUCCUCUGGAGAUAUAGGUUUUAGUAUGAAUAAGUCUAGCAUUAGUAGUAGUGGUAGUAGUAGUAGUAGUAGUAGCUUGAGCAGUGAACUUUAUUGUGAACGAACUUUGGACGGUGGCGAAGACGAUGAUGAUGACAGUAGUAAGACAUUGCGUGAGACGGUAACCACAACGAACAUGAACAUGCACCCCACGGCGGCAGUGAAAUCAAAAGAGCAAAAUUCAAAAUCAAUAAUGCAACCUGCAGAAAUAUUGGCAUGCAAUAAUCAGGGUUUCAAGUUCACCUCGAAUUCCAAAAACAACAACAAUAAUAUUGAUAAUCAAAAUAUCAAUAAUAAAAUUGGCAAUUCUGAUUCAUUGUAUGAACUUCAGUUUAGUCGCUCAGCAGUUGGCGGUUCCAAGAUCUUGAUGAAUUGUCAUCCCUACAACGCGGACGAUUAUGAUGGUCUGGAGUUUGAGUCACGAUUCGAGUCAGGCAAUUUGGCGAAAGCGGUGAUGAUUACACAAACCUACUAUGAGCUGUAUUUACGUUCGGAUUUGUAUACGAGCCGAUCGAAACAAUGGUUCUACUUUCGGGUGCGCCGAACUAGGAAGAAUGUCAUCUACAGAUUUUCCAUCGUGAACCUGGUCAAGUCUGAUAGUCUGUACAACGAUGGCAUGCGUCCGCUCAUGUAUUCGACCAUCAACGCCAAGCAGAUACGUGAAGGCUGGAGGCGUUGUGGCACAAACAUCGCCUACUAUCGCAACGAUGAUGACACCCCAUCCGAGGAGGAAGACGAGAACUGCUCCUAUACGUUAACAUUUAAUAUUGAAUUUCAACACGACAACGAUACGGUGUACUUCGCCCACAGCUACCCGUACACGUAUAGUGACUUGCAGGACUACCUAAUGAACAUACAGAAGGAUCCCGUCAAAUCGAAAUUUUGUAAAUUAAGACUAUUGUGUCGCUCGCUUGCUGGGAACAACGUGUAUUAUUUGACGGUGACAGCGCCAGUAGCCGACGAGGAAGCAAUGAGGAAAAAGAAAGCAAUCGUAGUAUCGGCGCGUGUGCAUCCAAGCGAAACACCAGCCUCAUGGAUGAUGAAGGGACUAAUGGAUUUCAUCACCGGCGAUACGUUGGCCGCCAAAAGACUGCGUCAUCGCUUCAUUUUCAAGCUAAUACCAAUGCUCAAUCCGGAUGGUGUAAUUGUGGGGAAUACGCGCAACUCGUUGACGGGCAAAGAUCUAAAUCGGCAAUAUCGCACCGUUAUACGCGAAACGUAUCCAUCCAUUUGGUAUACGAAAGCCAUGGUUAAAAGACUGAUUGAUGAAUAUAAAGUUGUCUUGUACUGUGAUAUGCACGCCCAUUCGCGCAAGCACAACAUUUUCGUUUACGGCUGUGAGAAUAAACGUAAUCCCGAAAAGAAGCUCACGGAACAGGUCUUUCCGUUAAUGCUGCACAAGAAUGUCGCUGAUAAGUUUUCCUUUGAAAGUUGUAAAUUUAAGGUGCAACGCAGUAAAGAGGGUACCGGCCGCAUUGUGGUCUGGAUGCUGGGCAUCACAAACAGUUACACAAUUGAGGCAUCAUUCGGCGGCUCAUCGUUGGGCUCACGCAAGGGUACUCACUUUAGUACGGCGGAUUACGAGCACAUGGGACGCGCUUUCUGCGAGACGUUACUUGAUUACGGCGAUGACACACCAAAUAAAGUAAAGCGAAUGAGUAAACAACAGGAGCGUUUGCGCUUGAAAAUCAUUGAACGUCUACUGAAAGAAGGUUCCAAUGCCGAUGAACCCCUCAACAUUCCGCUUUCCGAUUAUUCAAGCGACGAAGGAGGCGUGUCCAGCUCAGAGAAUGAAUGCCGCGGCUCGAGUUUUUCUGACUUGGAAGGACCCUGCUGCGCUCUAACCAGAGCACCACCGUCUACACCAGAAGCAGAGGUACAAAGUCGGCGGCAUAAAUUAAACCGCAUGCGUCGUGUUAUGCACGAACUCGAUCGCAUCUACUUCCAACCUUUAUUCCAAACGAAAUUCCGUGGUUUUAUGCGUUUUAAAUGGUCCAAAUCGAAGCGCACCAACAAGAAGAGCUCAAAAAAGAAGAGUUCAAGUAGUGUUGAUGAGAAUGCAAAGUCACAAACGCGAAGGCUCGGCGGUGGCAUUGAAGGAAAUGAUACAAUUAACAAGAAAGAAAAGAUUUUUAAGAAUGCGGUUGAUGGCUCAUCGCAUGAAAGUGUAUCGGUGCAAUCACCAGGUUCUGCAUUAAAUGCAAAUGGUUCAGAAGGUUGUGCAUUCCUAUCGGCCGAAGGUGGCACCGAUGAAUCGAAACCAGAUUGUAGAAAAGUGUCACACAAAUCUCAUACCACCAAGAAAAAAUCCAAGGGCUCGCCAGCUUUGAGGGAGUCACCACAAGCUCCACGCUUGGUUGUUUCAAGAAAACUUCGUAUGUGGUUGGCGGACAGACAAAUUUUCAUCUACCGCAGGAAGCGAAAGCAUCGUAAGUUACGCGUCCGUCGCUCACAUAGUCAUCGCAAACGCAGCGAAACUCGAAUAGCACUGGAUCUUCCCACGACUGACCCUAGUGCCGAUUUGAUAUUCUCCACCGACGAGGAGCCAAACGCACCUGAUGAAGACGAUUGUGUGCCACAAUAUUGCACUGUACCACGCGCACGUGCACGUCGUCUUUUACAAAGUGAACUGCAACGCCGCUAUAUUGAGGAAAUUGGCGAUAAUGCAACGGGACGAGGUAGAGCUAAAAUGCCACCUGAAUUGAUUAUUACAUCGCCAUCAAAGGGUACGAAAAUCACUAUAAGGCCAAAUAUGGCGACCUCCCAUACGGUACCAGAUGCGCUCGGUACUCUUGAAUUUCCGGUGACUUUUAAGCCGGCUAGACGCACUAAUUCAUGGCAUAAUCUCAACAAUAAUGCGUCUAGACCGGUGUGUAUGGCCCGACAAAAAUUGUCGAGCUCUUAUAGUCCCAACGAAAGUAAAAUAGAAGAACUAGAUUUGAAAUUAUCGCUGAAGAAAAGGUAUUGGGCUGGUGUAAAGUCUGACAAGAGCAGAGAAACUCUAGAGCAUCCACGACCACUUUCAUGGAAUCAACAAAUAGUGCGGCGUCAGCACCAAGCUGGGCAACAAUCAAGACAUGCGGCGUAUGAACGCAUGAAAAAACCCUCACGAGAAAAAUUAGACGAUUCUAUCUACCGAAAAGCAGACAAUGAAGCUUUUCUUAAUGCUUGUUCACAAAAGCUGCUACACUGGCAGCAGGAACUAAAUAAUGUGGGAAAAACGUUUGUGACCAGAGACCUUAGUGCUUCGCCAAUACUAACACGAAAAAUUGAUAUUCAAAUGGGCGCUUUGACGCUGGGUAUGCCAGAAAUUAUUGAUGAUGAACGGACCAUGCGUAUAUUUAGAAAAGUUUCGCAAGUGAAAAAGGACCUAAAAGCCCCCACAAAAGAGGAGGCAGCAGUCGGCGAGCAUAAGAUUAAACGGAGAAGCAAUGGACUUAUAAAAAUCGCCGAUACAUCACAGCUUAUUUCCCGCUUAACCAAGGGCAGGUCGAGAACGCGAGGUGAUCACGGUCAAUCAACUGCAACGCGCACUUGCAGCGUCAGCCUACAGCAGCAUACUGGAAUUUCGUCAAAUACAUCCAAAGCCCGUGUGCCGGGGGUCAAUCGUUUCAAAACAGGAGGCAUAGUAGUCACGGCAGUGCAGCAAUCCUCAUCAAAAAAGAUUAAAAAGGGGCAUCGAAAUAACAAAUCACAACUUUCACUUAGUGGCGCAGUAGGAGGUGGUGCAUGCAAAAAGGAACAAAACAGUAACACAGGUGGAGCUUCAAAGCUCAAUAAGACCAACCUAUCAAUUAAGUCCACAUUGAGUUCCAACACGUUUGUACGCAAAGUAAAGACAAAACUAACAAAAAAGAAGUCCAAUCAUUCACGCGACGAGCCGUCCAAUAUAGUGCCAGGAAGUCGUAUAUUGUCUAAUGUUAAUAGCAUCAUCACCAAAAACAGUAUUUAUGGAGUGCCUUUAUCACGAAAGAUGUAAUACUUUUUUAAAUAAAUGAUGAAAAAUUAGAGUAACGGCAAACGUUUAGCGGUAUUAUAGGUAAUUUUUAAAUCACUUUUGUAUGUCGUAAAAAACAAAACUAAAUUUGUUGAAAAUAAAUGUAUGUAUUAUAAG